GGAGGCGCGUUGCUGGUCAAAAUUCGCCAGUCGUGCCACGCGCUUGGAACGACUAACACGUCGCGCCGCCGUACACAACGAUAGAGUUCACGUGAUUUUUUACGAGUCAUGUCGUAACAUAUUUUAUGUUUAUUUAUGUUCCAUUUCCGGCCCGACCGAGGAUUGGUACGAAAUUUGUCACGAUUUUUUUUAUUUUCGAUUAUUUCAACAUGAUUGUCGUUCAGACGUCCCGUGAAAAUGAGAUGAUUAGACGAGUAAAAAAAACUCGAAUUUGAGACGAAAAUAAAAGCGAGAUAUUAAUUUCACAUUGAUCGUGCAAUAUAAACGAACACACAGGAGUGCGAUUGUUGUGCGUGUACACCGCUCAAAUUAAUCUUUGACUGGUAUGGCUAAUCAGCAGUGACCGAUCAGCGUGCGUUUGUGUGUGCAUUUGGACUUAAUCAUUUAAUCCUGUGACUAUAAGGUCUGAAAAUGCCACCCAACUACAUUAUCACUGGUGUUGUAGCACUUAUUUUGAUUUUCGCUGAUUACUUAUGUGGUUCGGUUGGAAGUGUGGAAAUCGCCAUUGCUCAUAAAUUUUGCAAAUGUUUUAACACGACUAAUGAUAACGAAUCGGUGAAAUGCCAAUGUGUUCACAGCGAACUCAAAGAAAUUCCAAAUGACCUGCCUACGCCUUUACACGAGUUGAUAAUUGGAGGUGCUUCAAUUGAAAAUUUAACAAAGGAUUCAUUCGCCAAUUACAAAACAAGUCUUAGAGACAUAGCAUUAAGAGAUUUAAGAAAUUUAGUUAACAUAGAAAAUGGCAUUUUCGAUAAUAUGCGUCAACUACGAACUAUUGUUAUUCGUAGCGCUCCGAACCUGAAGUUGAUAUCUCACUCGCUGUUCAACGUGUAUUUGCCUAGAUUGAAAGUCUUGGAAAUCGUGCGAACGGGAAUCAAGAAACCGCCGAACCUAAGUUUGUUGAGGACCAACGAACAUCUUCGCAUAGUAGACCUCGAAAGCAAUAGAAUAGAAAAAGUGAUUUCGGGACAACUAUCGAUCAGCGCAGAACAACUUCAGCUUAAUUAUAAUUGCAUUACCGAACUAGGACCAUUGGCAUUCAAAGAUGCCGAAAUCGCCACGGUUAAACUGAGAGGCAAUCGUAAACUUCAAAAACUGGACGCUCAAGCUUUCGUCGGGAUUAAAAGUCUCCGCUACCUAGACUUGUCGGAAACAUCAAUCCAGGAUCUGCCUACAGCCGGUCUCGAAGAACUAGGUGUUUUGAAAAUCGAAAAAACCUACACCAUGAACGUAUUCCCGUCCAUCUACAACUUCAAGAACAUUAAAGAAGCUUGGUUAACGUAUCCGUAUCACUGUUGUGCUUUUCAUUUUCCGAAAACACACAACCCGCAAGGAUACGCAGAUCAUGAGAAACUCCAACAAAAAAUGUUUCAUGAAUGCAAAAAUAUACCAUUUGUAGACCCGAUUUCUACUGUGAAAACAAUGCACUCGACCACGGAGAAUUUUAUUGGCGAAGAAAUGUUUCAUUCAGGCGACGUGACGGUCGGCACCAAAGUUGACGUGGUUUGCGGUAACGUGUCGAAAAACUAUCUGGAAGUCAAGUGCUACCCGGCGCCAGAUGCGUUCAACCCUUGCGAGGAUCUGAUGGGAAAUUGGACUCUCCGCGUGGCCGUGUGGAUCGUGGCCGUGGCCGCUCUGCUGGGCAACAUGGCCGUGUUGUUCGUGUUGCUCAGCAGUCGGUUCCGGUUGACGGUGCCCAAGUUCCUCAUGUGCAACUUGGCCAUGGCCGACUUUUGCAUGGGACUCUAUCUGUUGCUGAUCGCCGUUAUGGACGCCCGAUCGAUCGGCCACUACUUCAAUCACGCCAUAUUCUGGCAGAGAGGUAUUGGUUGCCAAGUCGCCGGUUUUCUGACUGUGUUUUCGUGCAUGCUGUCCGUGUUCACGCUGAUGAUCAUCACCGGCGAACGUUGGUACACCAUCACUUACGCCAUACACCUCAACCGUCGACUCAAGCUCGGCGCCUCCGUCAACAUAAUGGCAGUCGGUUGGCUGUUCUCGGUGGUCAUGGGUGCUUUGCCGCUGAUGGGUACCAGUGGUUACUCGAAGACCAGCAUUUGCCUACCCAUGGACAACUCUUCGUUCGCCGACAAGGUGUACCUGUUCUCCCUGCUGACGUUCAACGGAGUGGCGUUCGUGGUGAUAUGCGCUUGCUACGCCAAGAUGUACUCAUCGAUCAGGGGCGGCCGCGAGGCGGUGGCUUCGGUAGCCCGGUCCGACAUGACGGUGGCCAAGCGCAUGGCCCUGCUGGUGUUCACCGACUUCGCGUGUUGGGCGCCGGUGGCGUUCUUCGGACUAACCGCGCUGGCCGGUUACCCGCUCAUCGACGUGCCCAAGACCAAGAUCCUGUUGGUGUUCUUCUACCCGCUCAACUCGUGCGCCAACCCGUACCUGUACGCUCUGCUCACUCAACAGUACCGCCGCGACCUGUUCGUCCUGCUCAGCCGGUUCGGCGUGUGCAGCCGCCGCGCGGACGAGUACAAGGGAACGGGCCCGGUGCCGUGCGGCCGCCGCAAGGCCCACUGCAAUGACGCGCAACGGCACCGGGACCGCCGGGGCUACGGGGGCGGUGGCGGUGGUGGCGGGGGUGGCUUCGGUGGCGGCGACGACUGCGGUGGGGGUGGGGGCGGCGGAUACGACGACGUGGGACAGAGCGGCGGCGGGGGCAGUAACCAUCACCGGGGUUCGGUGAUGACCACCGUCACGUCCGUCGACUCGGUGGUCGCGUGCCGGCCGGGAUCGCUGACGCCGCUCCAGGAGCAGCUCAACUGCAGCGCCGAAUACGCAGCGCAUCGCACCCACUCACCGCCGCACACACCGUCGCCGGUGCAACAGCUGCAGCAGCCGUCGCUGAUGACGCCACUGCAGCAGAACUUGGAGCUGAUGCCGCUGCACCGGGCUUGACGUACGGCCGCCGCCGGAGACCGCGACUACGACUACGACGACGACUACGACGGCGAUUCCGUGUUGGUCGUUUCGAUGCAACUGCGACCGAGGUCGCGAGACGGAUGCAGCGAGUGACCGUGUGCGACGUUUUGACGCUCGAAGAUGCACCGUCGAUCCGAGCGAAAUCCAUGACCGCCGCCCAUUUUCGACUAUAAUUAACUCGUUGUUACUAUUUUGACGAGCGCGCCAGAUUUUUUGAGAGUUUCGCCGCCGUGUCUUGCCGAUGAGAUGAUCAAUUAUUAUUGUGAAACUGCUCGUCCGUUUUCUGUAAAAACAAUUCCAUUUUCCAUUUUACGACCCUGCCGCGUGAAAGGAUAUAAGAUAGGUGAGUUUAGGUAAGUGUACGCUGUUUAUAUAUAUAUAUAUAUAUCGUACAAUGCUGGGUGAGUUGACUAUUUGUUUCAACUCGUUAAGUUAAUAUCAUAUUAUAUACAAGUAUUAUGCAGGUAAAACAUGUAAGUUAAGUUAAAGAUGCUUUGCUUUCUUUUUGACUUGAACAUUUUACGACUUGAACAGAAAAAUAAUAACUCGCACGUAACUCGGUUAAAAAUCAUUAGACAACUACUUUUUUUAAAAUUGGAUAUUUCAAAUACAUGCCAAAUCACAAUAUUAGUAAAGUUCGUUAAAGCACACAAAAACAAAAAUAUAUUAUAAAAAUAAUACGUCACGUAAGAGUAAUUAACAGUGAAAGAACAGAAACGGAGACCAUCCGAUGAAUGAUGAUAGACGCUAUACUUAUAGACAAGGCAGUAAAUAUCAUGGGAUAAAUUUUAACUCGUUAAGUUAGAUUUUAUAUAGUCUCAAAAAAAAAAAUUUAACUUUUUAUAGGAUUUAGACGAAAGUAAUUAUUAACUCGUCGAUUUGUUAAUGCCCAGCCUUGUAUGCAUAUAUAUACAACGUGCACUGUACAGUAGGUAAGUGCAUAUAGAAUGCGACAUUUCGGCACAUGUUAUUGCGAUUAAUAUUAUAUAGAGAGUAAAUUAUGUUUUCAACACACGGCACAUGUCGUGAAAAGUCGAUUAGUCGACAAAUGAAUAAUAUGAAAUAUUGUAUUCGUAUAGUAAAAAGUGUUAAACCAUUAUUUAGUUGUAUCUAUGUAAUUUGCACAUAUUAUAAUAUGACACAGUAUAUUAUAAAUGUUUUGAAAAAUCUCAAAAACUCAUGUUUUGUAUAGAAUAUUUUAAUGACGACUUUAAAGUCAUUAAGUAUCUCAUAUAGAUAUAUAAUAUAAUUAUCAAGUGUAUAAUAUUCAUGUUCCGCGUUUUACUUUUGUACGAAUGAACGAUAUUCAUGUGUGUAUGACUGUUUUACUCGUUAGAAAGAGAAUUUAAUAAAUGUUUGACUACCUAUAGAUGUUGUAUUAUACUAUAUAUAUAUAUAUAAAGAUUUACUAUACAUUAUUUAGUGUUGAUGAACUUGUAUUGCUGCUCUAAGUGUGUGUGUUGUUUAGUUUAAUUUUUUAAUGUUUCGAAGACAAUUUAUGAAAUAAAUAACAUUAUAAACCUA
This is a messenger RNA of Myzus persicae (green peach aphid), 4509 nucleotides long. RefSeq names its product lutropin-choriogonadotropic hormone receptor-like. The coding region runs from base 472 to 2961 and encodes 829 amino acids. NCBI's taxonomy places the organism in Eukaryota, Metazoa, Arthropoda, Insecta, Hemiptera, Aphididae. The record is from RefSeq and is a predicted model, not a curated record. The transcript is spliced from 16 exons. Gene Ontology annotation, cellular component: membrane. Gene Ontology annotation, molecular function: protein binding; protein-hormone receptor activity; G protein-coupled receptor activity. Gene Ontology annotation, biological process: G protein-coupled receptor signaling pathway.